Molecule: messenger RNA, 701 nt
Organism: Gossypium arboreum
Lineage: Eukaryota; Viridiplantae; Streptophyta; Magnoliopsida; Malvales; Malvaceae
Product: cytokinin riboside 5'-monophosphate phosphoribohydrolase LOG7
Exons: 7
Coding region: 54-701 (215 amino acids)
Biological process (GO): cytokinin biosynthetic process
Cellular component (GO): cytosol; nucleus
Molecular function (GO): hydrolase activity, hydrolyzing N-glycosyl compounds
Source: RefSeq, a predicted model, not a curated record
UUCUCAUUUCUCAACCUCAUAGUCUUGUUUGGAAAGAAAAGCGUGAAAGGGAGAUGGAAGAGAUUAAGUCAAGGUUUGAAAGAAUUUGCGUGUUUUGUGGAAGCAGUUCAGGGAAGAAAGCUAGUUAUCAAGAAGCUGCUGUGGAGUUAGGCAAAGAGCUGGUGGAGAGAAGGAUUGAUUUGGUGUAUGGAGGUGGAAGCGUGGGAUUGAUGGGUCUUGUUUCUCAGGCCGUUCAUGAUGGUGGGCGCCAUGUUUUAGGUGUAAUUCCAAAGACCUUGAUGCCUAGAGAGAUUACUGGUGAAACAGUCGGAGAAGUAAGAGCUGUAUCUGAUAUGCAUCAAAGAAAAGCUGAAAUGGCACGACAGGCUGAUGCCUUCAUUGCCCUCCCUGGUGGCUAUGGCACCCUUGAAGAACUACUUGAAGUGAUUACAUGGGCUCAGCUUGGGAUCCAUCGCAAACCUGUCGGUCUGUUGAAUGUGGAUGGAUAUUACAAUUCAUUGUUGUCUUUCAUCGAUAAGGCCGUAGAUGAAGGCUUUAUUUCGCCCAUCUCACGUUGCAUUAUCGUGUCUGCCCCAACUGCUAAGCAAUUGGUGAGACAACUAGAGGAAUAUGUUCCGGAAUACGAUGAAAUAACAUCAAAAUUAGUAUGGGAUGAAGUGGAUAGACUUAGUUACGUGCCCGAAUCCGGAGUUGCCACCUGA